CAGUGCUUGCAUGCACAGGUAUGAGGUCCAGGAUCUCCGGGAGCUUACCGCGCUGGUGGUACAUGCAUCGCUCUCGAAACACACCCUGGCAGCGGUCAGGUGGGCGACGGCGGUCUUCAAGUUUCCACCCACAAGCGAUUUUCCACCGAGACACUGGCACUGUAGGCCACUGGCAGCGCCACGGGUACUGGGGACGAUAUGUAUCGUAUAGUAUAAGUAUGAGGCCGCGGUAGAAGACGUGUAUCAGCCUAGUUCUCAAGUACACCGCACAAUAUCUACAUGCCUAAGACCGAGUUUGCGAAAGGAGAUCUUGUGUAUCUGAGCAGGCGUGAGAUGGUGCAAUGUACACUUCAGGACAUCGACGAGGAGGUCCGCCGCCAGCCAUGGAAAAUCGUAGACAACUUGAAGGAGCCUGAGACAUCCGGCCUCCAGAUUCGCAGCACUUGCAGGAGAAGCAACUUCACCCGCACCGUGCCCAAGGGAGACCUUGUCAAGAUACAUGGGCGCCGGAUCGUCGGUGCUGGAUUGUGGACGACGGGAAGCGGUGCUACCUGUUGAUCUGUUUGAAGUAUGCUACGCUCAUGGGGCAGAAGCUAUUAGCGUUACCGCCUCCAGCCCGGUGCGCUAGAGUACAGGGCGCUCAAAUGUCAGCCGGAUCGUUACUUUCUACUUCGUGAUUCCGGGAAGCUAUGUACAUGGUGCGCAGUCGUGUCAAUCCGUGGCGCGCCGCAGGUUGAAUGGCAUGGCAGGGUGAUCCAGUAUGUUACGUCUCGUAAGGGCGUAUUUCAACACUUCUCUACAUCCCGGGCUGCAAAGGUCAGGAAUUGCGAACCCACUUGCUGACGAUGUACCAUUGUCUUCUCCACCGUUGCGCAGAAUCGAUGUUUCCGAAAAGUAUGUAUUCUACGGGCGGCCUGAGGCCGCCCGAGCAAGAAGUUGCUGCCGACGUACAUACGUUGACCGUCCGGCAGAACGCCCUCGGAAGCGCGCGAGACGUAGUCCCCACUGCCGGCCAAA
Molecule: messenger RNA, 1017 nt
Organism: Fomitopsis serialis
Lineage: Eukaryota; Fungi; Basidiomycota; Agaricomycetes; Polyporales; Fomitopsidaceae
Exons: 5
Coding region: 280-558 (92 amino acids)
Source: RefSeq, a predicted model, not a curated record